Brienomyrus brachyistius is the source of this 3297-nucleotide messenger RNA. Its product is annotated as MAGUK p55 subfamily member 3-like. Gene Ontology annotation, molecular function: protein binding. The transcript has 19 exons. NCBI's taxonomy places the organism in Eukaryota, Metazoa, Chordata, Actinopteri, Osteoglossiformes, Mormyridae. Gene Ontology annotation, cellular component: plasma membrane; cell-cell junction. The record is from RefSeq and is a predicted model, not a curated record. The coding region runs from base 279 to 2066 and encodes 595 amino acids.
UGAGGGGGUUUCCCUUUGUGUGCGCUGAUUUAUGGUGCCGGUGGCCAGCAAAGCCAGCGCAGGGGGCAGGGAUUCAGCCAUUCAGACACCCUGGUUGCGAGGGCUUUUCAGGGCGAUGGUGCGUGUCGGAGAGUAGCUAGACUAUUCAAACUGGGAGUUGCUCUCACUUUCCAUUCAGCCCCAUGUCCUCACUGAACUGGGCUUCUGUUAGAUCUAUGUGGCAGGUUUUUGGAUGGAUGCUCAGCAUUGGGAAAGGUACUGUGCCUGAUCGAUGAUCGAUGCCAUGCCGGUGCUUUCCGCAGGCGCAGGACAUGGUGAAUUCCGUGCACUCAAACCCAGGACUGCAUGAGACGCUGGCCCUGCUUACUGCCCAGCUCCGCCCAGAUGCCAACCACACGGAGGACAUGGUCUUUCUGAGGGAUGUCUUCAGUGAGAAGAGCCUCGCUUACCUCAUGAAGAUACAUGAGAAGCUGAGACAGUAUGAGCACCUCAGUCCCACUCCUGUUCUCCACAGUGCCUCCUCUCUGGCAGAAGAUGUGGCCGAGGAGUUGCAGAGCGGGCCAAUGAGCAACGACGAGAAGGAACUCCUGCAGCUGCUGACAGCGCCACACCUUAAGGCUGUCCUCACAGUGCACGACACAGUUGCCCAGAAGAGUUUCGACCCUGUGCUGCCGCCAUUGCCCGACGACCUGGAUGAUGGACUGGAGGAGGAGUCAGUAAAGAUUGUGCGCCUGGUUAAGAACAAGGAGCCGCUGGGGGCAACCAUCCGUCGAGAUGAGGCCACUGGUGCUAUCGUAGUGGCCCGAAUUAUGAGGGGUGGGGCUGCAGAUCGUAGUGGCCUCGUGCACGUAGGAGAUGAACUGCGAGAAGUAAACGGCAUCCUCGUCAUCCACAAGAGACCCGAUGAAAUCAGUCAAAUUCUGUCACAGUCUCAAGGCUCUAUCUCUCUCAAAAUAAUUCCGGCAAUAAAGGAGGAGGACAGGCUGAAGGAAAGCAAGGUAUACAUGAGGGCCCUGUUUGACUAUGUGCCCUCUGAGGACAGGGCCACGCCCUGUCAGGAGGCGGGACUUCCUUUCCAGCGUGGCGACAUUCUGCACGUGGUGAGCCAGGAUGAUGCCACGUGGUGGCAGGCCAAGCGGAUGGGUGACAGCAAUCUGCGUGCAGGCCUUAUCCCCUCCAGACAGUUCCAGGAGAGGCGAUUAGCUUACAGGAUGAAAAUGGGGACCCUACAGAAUCCCAAAGCAUCCAAACCACCAGUUUACGACCAAGCUUGUGACAAAGAGGACUGUGACUGUGAGGGCUAUUUCAAUGGACAGUACAUAGCUGGCCUCAGGAGAAGCUUCCGUCUGAGCCGCAAGGAUCGACAUGGAGAAUCCCGCCCCCCAGAGUCUGCCGAGCCGGAGCUGCUGACCUAUGAAGAGGUGAUGCGGGACCAGCGGCGCCAUGGCGACAGACCAUGUCUGGUGGUGCUCAUUGGUUCCCUGGGCGCACGGAUCAAUGAGCUGAAGCAGAAGGUGGUUGCAGAGAACCCCCAGCGCUAUGGAGUGGCCGUGCCGCACACAACCAGGCCUAAGAAAAGCCAUGAGAAGGAAGGGGUGGAAUAUCACUUUGUAUCUAAACAAGCCUUCGAGGCAGAUGUACAGAGCAAUAAAUUUAUUGAGCAUGGAGAAUACAAGGAAAACCUAUAUGGUACAAGUCUGGAGGCGAUUCGCAGCGUACUGGCCAGGAAUAAGCUCUGUUUGGUGGACGUACAGCCAGACGCUUUGAAGAUUCUGCGCAUGCCAGAGUUUAGGCCCUAUGUGAUCUUCGUGAGGCCCCGGAUCCCAGAGGGCCGGCGUCGUCGCAGUGCUGCCACAUCGCCGGGGCCAGGAGAGCCUGGCCGUAUCACGGAUGACCUUCAGGAGAUGCGUCAGUCAGCACAGCUAAUUGACCAGCAGUAUGGCCACCUGGUGGACCAGAUCCUGGUCAAGGAAGACUCAGCCAGUGCCUGCGCAGAGUUACGGAUUAUUCUCGAGCGGCUGGAGCGUGAGCCACAGUGGGUGCCUGUCAGCUGGGUGAAAACCUAGUUGCUAAAUGCGGGCCCAGGUAUGCCAUUGCACCACAUCCCCUGAUCCCUUUGCCAGUCACAUUUCCAUCGUACCCAGUGACUCUAAUGAAACCUGGCUGAAAGAAGUAGCCACUGACAACUCAAUCUAUCAUCGGGCCAUGAGGGUUCAAGCACAGUGAAAACAGCCCAGCUCUAAAGAUCUAACAGCAGCAAUUCUUCGGCUGUGUGACAUCUAACUGCACCUAACUGUCUGUUUUGUGACAAAGAUGUACAGCUCUGUGGUGAUUUGACAAUAUUCCCUGGUUGUGUGUACUCUAUUGGUGAUGUCAUGCCUGACAGAACAGUUCUGUCAGUCACUCUUGUGCUUAGUUUUUUAGGGCUCCAUUAUUUCCAUUUCUUAUCGCACAUUCACUGUUCUGAUUUGCUGCCAUUUGUUAAUCCAUUUGUAUUGUGCUAUUUGUUCUCUCAGUGAUGCUGCUGGAAUGAGUCGUGUUUUUAUGUAAUCUUCAGUGUUCGAUGGGUUACGAAGAACAUUAAACAGACCUGUCCUGUCCCAGUAACUCAGUAGCAGAAUUAAGAAACUGAGGUGAUGGAAAUCCAGCUACUGCAGUCUUUACAUCUCCAUUGUAGUCAUCGUGAAGGUGAUGUUGUUUUGCUACCAUCAGACCGGAAAGGCGGGAGGUGGUUCAUAACCCAUUUCUGUGGAUUCAUUUGAAGUUAUCUGAGAUUUACUUUCACUCCUGAGCCUCUGAGGAGAAACUGAAUUCUGACACGGACCACAUGGUGCUUCGCAAUCUGUCCGCCUUCCUGGAGGCCUGGCCGAGAAGAGAGUUCAUGUGCUGUGUUCUUUAACGUGAAAGCAAACAAGCUGUAUUCAUGUAGAUCUGGCAGGGAGGUUCUCCACCAACAGUGUGUUAGAGUUAGAUUGUUACUUGAACAUAAAUGCAUAACUGUAAAAUGAAACAAACAGCAAUACUGACUUGUAAUGUGAAUUCCAGUAUUACUUGUUUUAAAUGUGAUCUGAACAAAUAUUUGAAUUUAUUUUUUUGAGGCGCAUGACAUCUGAUAAAGGGAUUGUGAUGGUUUCAUUUUGAAGAAGACAGAUAUGUAAUAUUUCUAAUUAAUACUUAAUUUUGUAUUAAAAGGUCUUUGGUCAAUAAUAUGCUCAUGGUGAUCAGAAUCUGAGUGAUGAUGUAUAUGGAAAGCUUUAUGGAUAUUUAUAAUAUAUUAUAAAUAUAACCAUAACCAAG